Cicer arietinum (chickpea) is the source of this 1773-nucleotide messenger RNA. The record is from RefSeq and is a predicted model, not a curated record. NCBI's taxonomy places the organism in Eukaryota, Viridiplantae, Streptophyta, Magnoliopsida, Fabales, Fabaceae.
UGUUCCAACAACAAAACCACUGCAUUAGUUUAUGAAGACAACAACAAAGUAAAAACAAAAAAAUGGUUGCAGCAGUUUCUGUUUCUUCACCAAAAUCCACACUUUUGAAGAACCCCAUCAAUUUAAGAGACUCAAGUUCAAAUUUUGUUGGUGGUUCAUUGAAGGGUCUUUGCUUGAAUCUUAAACCAAGACAACAAAGAAGAGAUUCAAUCAAUUUGGUUGUUGCUUCAGCUACAACAAAUAAUGCUAGUGGAAGAUUUUACUUCAAUUUCACUGGUUUUCCUUUUCCACUUGGUCCUUUCCUCAAUAGGAGCACUAUUAGGAAUGAGGCUGUGAAGGGUUGUAUAUGGCUAUUCGAACAAGAGCAGGCGUUAGGCUUCAGCAGUGUUUCAACAAACAUUAGAAUGACAGUUAUCAAACUCAAAUCUGGUGGCUUAUGGGUUCAUGCACCUAUCGCUCCAACUGAUGAGUGUAUUCAGUACAUGCUGCAAGGCAAUUUCUAUAUCAAGAACUUUGUAGUACUGAACUUAAGAUUGAAGCUUAUCAAGGAAUUAGGGGCUCCAGUGGAAUACAUUGUCCUCCCUACUUUUGCUUAUGAGCACAAAAUAUUUGUCGGUCCAUUUUCAAGAAAAUUUCCGCGUGCUCAGGUGUGGGUGGCACCGAGGCAAUGGAGUUGGCCAUUGAAUUUACCUUUAGAAUUCUUUGGCAUUUUUCGCUCUAAAACUUUGAAAGACGAGGAUUUAUCCACUCCUUGGGCUGACGAAAUAGAGCAAAAGGUUCUAAGCUCACCAGAAGUUGGAAUUGGACCAUAUGUGGAAGUAGCUUUUUACCACAAGCCUUCAAGAACACUAUUGGUGACGGAUGCUGUUAUUUUUGUUCCAAGACAGCCACCUGAGUGUAUUAACAAAGAAUCACUCUUAGCAUCUGCAAAAAAUGGUUUGGCUGUAAAGAUUCUUAGUAAAGGAAAGGAUGUGCCUGAUGAACCUGUAAUUGACAACAAAAAGAACCUUAAAAAAGGAUGGGAAAGAAUGGUUCUACAAAUCUUGUUUCUUGGUCCAUCUAAUCUUUUGGAACCUAAUGCUAGCUUUGAACAGAUGUCAGAGAAGUUGAUUGUUUCACCUAUUGUCAAGACUUUGGUCUUCAGCAAAGUUCCUGAAAAGGUUAGAGACUGGGUUGAUAGCAUUUCGCGAGAUUGGAGGUUCAGAAGAAUCAUCCCAGCUCACUUUGCCGCACCAAUAAACGCAAGUAGGUCUGAUUUCCGGGCUGCAUUUGCAUUUUUGGACGAGUUUUUGGGCGACCGAUACGAUACUUGGCCUUCGCUUUCCCUUCUGUUCUCAUCAAUCAAGGGAAAAGCAGCCAGCUAUUUUCCUCCUGAUGACAUGAGGACCUUAUCCUCCCUUGAUCAGUUUUUGGUCUCAGUCGGAGCGGUCAAGAAAACCGUUGCGGGAAGGAAGCGGUGACGACGGCAAGAGUGUAGCAAUAUCACUUGCAAAUUGAAAUUACAUGUCAAAUUUGCAAAUGAUAAAUUACCUAUAGUUUUGUUACAUGAGGAGCUUGAUUCUUCUUAAGCAAAAUGUAAAUGUUUCACAAUGGAAUAGGCUUACAUAUUUUGUGUAUUUCAUAUUAGGCAAAGUUGCUAUGUAACUCAUAAGAUAUAAAUGUUUCACUUUCCCUAUAAUUUCACUCACAUAUAUGUGUACAUUUAUUUGUGAAAUUAUAGAGAAGUUCAGGGGAUAUACACAACUAUACAAUUUUUGCUACUUAUUAUGUCAA